Molecule: messenger RNA, 1305 nt
Organism: Oryzias melastigma (Indian medaka)
Lineage: Eukaryota; Metazoa; Chordata; Actinopteri; Beloniformes; Adrianichthyidae
Gene: fgfbp2a
Product: fibroblast growth factor binding protein 2a
Exons: 2
Coding region: 51-707 (218 amino acids)
Biological process (GO): cell-cell signaling
Molecular function (GO): growth factor binding
Source: RefSeq, a predicted model, not a curated record
AAUGCAGACAGCACCCUCAGUUCCAGCAGUCCAACUCUUCCGCUGACAGCAUGUGGGUCCAGGCCGCCGCGCUGCUGCUGCUCGCCUGCUGCGUCUGGCCAGCUCAGUCUCAGAGAGACGGCAGCAGGGCACACAACAUCUGGGAGAAGCCCAUCAGCUUUAACACCAAGGGGAAGGAUAAAUGCACCAUGAUCAUUACAGGCCAAGGAGAAAACACCAGGCUGAGGCUUUCCUGCAGGAGCUCUGAGCGCUUCUACUGGUGUGAGUUUGUGGGGAAACCUCACACCUGCAGCGCUUACAACAAAAGACCUCGCCACUACUUCGUUCAGAUUAUGUGGUAUCUGAGGAAGCUCCAAAACGCCUGCCAGGGGCAAAGACAGUUUAAACCCUUCAUGUGUAGAAAGGCAUCUGAUGAUUCUCAGAUGGUUUUCUCAUCGUCCUCCUCCCACCAGCCACAGCAAGAGGCCCCUCAGAAGCCAGCAGUACGACCAGCAAAGCAGCCCGCUGCCCCUUCCAGACCCACUCCUGCAAGGCACUCCCAGAGGAAAGCCAUCCGAGCAAGGCCAAGAGUGAAGCCCACACAGAUAACCAACACCAAGGCAACAGCACCGCCAGGGGAGAGCACCGCAAAGAGAAUGUCCCGACAGUACUGCUGGAGGUCACUGCAGGGCAUCUGCUCCUUUGUCAUCGGUGUAUUUCGGAGUUAAGCAGUGAGGUGACUGGAUCCAGAGCACAUUUCUGCUCAUGUUUCUUUCAGACUCAAACAUUAAGUGGACCAGAGAAGGGGAAGUUCAGCAGACCUCCAGACUUCAGGAACAGACAUGUUGCUGAAUCUUCAAAGUGCCGCUGCAGCUGGUUUCAGGAAUCCCAAACUACUGGAUCCAUACUGGACCUGAACGGAGUCUGAAGGAACUGUCUGCCUUCAUUUAUGCUGUGCAUGUGUUAAGAUACAUGUUUACGUUGGUUGUUUUAUAUAAAUGUGUAUAUAUAUGUAUUCAAUCAUACAUAUGCGGGUGUCUCUUAUUUUCAUUCUAUAGCAGAUAACUAUCUGACCUGCACUUUUUGACUGUAUGAUUAGAGAAGAAAAUGUGUUGGGCAUGUUCUUUUCUUAGCUAACAAAUAAAAGGUUUCAUGUCUGCAGUUUAUAUUCUUUUCAUUUUUAAAACACCUCUUUGGGGCAACAGAAUAUGUAAAAGUUACAAUUGUAUUUCUGUUUUUAUAACAUCUUUUGUCUUUCAAGACCCACUCUGAGGAAAACUGUUUGAAGAACUUUUAUCAUGUUCUUCUCUGAUGAAGGAAAACAUA